Molecule: messenger RNA, 1596 nt
Organism: Rotaria socialis
Lineage: Eukaryota; Metazoa; Rotifera; Eurotatoria; Philodinida; Philodinidae
Source: the annotation of a GenBank genome assembly
AUGUUAUCUGAAGCCGAAUAUUAUACCGCUUUACAAAACGUACACAACAUUCCUUCUCAUAUUCAAGUACAACAUCGACAGAAUUAUACAAAAUUAUUAAAGAAACAAAUCAAAGAAUAUGAAUACAAUUUAAAAUAUGACAAUUUUCAACCAUUGCCAUAUAUUCCGUACUUUGUAAACAAAACAACAACUGAACCAACAUUACAACAACUCAUACAAGCAGCAACAUCAUCAUCCGAAUUUAUUAUGGAUACAGAAUCAAUUAAUAUAUACAAAAGAAAAAAUGAACCUACAUUAAUUCAAAUCCAGAUCAUAUUACCAUACAAUUUGUCUUUGGUUAUGAUCGUUGAAAUGUGGCAUUUACCUCGUAAUAAUACCACUUGUUUUACAUUAAUCAAACAAUUAUUUAACAUUAUCUUUACGACAAACAAAAUUAUUUAUCUAUGGGGUCUUAAAGAUGAAUUAACUCCUUUCGUCGAUUUUAAUUUAUUUUCACAUGAUCAACUUCAAUCUAUUACACCAAUUAAUUUACAACACCAAUUUAAAUUAUUUUGGAAUGAACAACAUACACAUCGUAAUCGUAUUUCAACAUCUGAUGAUAUAUUAGAAGAAAAUUGUUUAUGUGAAACGUGUAUCGGCAAGAAAUCCUCAGAACCUUGGUCUCUCCAAGAUUCGACAGCAUAUUUGCUGAAGGAGUAUCUUCCGAAAAUUUUAACUAGAGAAAAAUUUAAUUUAGGAUUAGAUCCACACUUAUUUAAUUUAGAUUUUCAAGAACGACAAUAUCGACAACAACUUACAAAUUAUGCAUUAAACGAUUGUUUAUCAAUGCAACGAAUAUUGAUAAAUAUGAAAAAUGAAAAAUUCGAAUUUAAAUUUCAUUCGAAGAAACCUAUUAAAAAUAAAUCAUUUCAAUUAUCACAAUUUACUUCAGAUGAAGAUGAUGAUGAUUUAUUCUCUUCACAAUCGACUUCAACAUUUUCCAAACCUCAAGAAAAAAUUUCCAAUCAAAUUAUUUCUUCAAAAAAAUUAUCCACUCCAUCUAUCAUAACUCUGGAAAAUAAUUUGAUAUUAUCUACUCAAAAUGAAUUAACUAUGAAUCAUCCACCAGAAUUAAUUCCAUCAUUAGUUGGUUUACAAGGAUACUCACAUGAUUGGAAAUCUAUACGAACGAAUGAAAAUAAUAGUAAUUUACUUGAUCAUGCAAAUGUACAAUCAGAAUCAACAUCAAAUUUUAAUGCUCAAAAUGAACCAAAAAAUCCUCGUGAAAAAUUAUCGGCUGAUCAACUUCGACAAAUCCAUAACAGAUCAUGUACAAUCAAACAACGUCGACGAUAUUAUAAAAACGAAUUGAUUUUCGAAAAUAUCGAUUAUCGUUUUUCAAUAAAACAAAUUAAAAUGAUAUUAAAAGAAGAAAAUAUUCCAAUUUAUAUCGUCAAUACAACAACAACAACCGAAAACACAAGAAAAUUGUUUGUCGCUGUUCGUAAUGCAAAAUUAUUAAAGACAUACGAACAACAAACUCAACAUCUAUUUACAAAAAUACAUUACGAACAACUUAAAGCAAAUCGACGAUUGUUACGAGAUGCUCAACAUUAA